Molecule: messenger RNA, 3780 nt
Organism: Clupea harengus (Atlantic herring)
Lineage: Eukaryota; Metazoa; Chordata; Actinopteri; Clupeiformes; Clupeidae
Gene: nek9
Product: serine/threonine-protein kinase Nek9
Exons: 14
Coding region: 85-2082 (665 amino acids)
Biological process (GO): protein phosphorylation
Cellular component (GO): centrosome
Molecular function (GO): protein kinase activity; ATP binding; protein kinase binding
Source: RefSeq, a predicted model, not a curated record
AAACUAAAAGUUUUAGCAGUGGAUUUAGUUGUUCAAAAUGAGGAUGUCAGUGAUUUGGUCAGUCUGAGGUGAUCAUGAUCAUACAUGAUCAUACAGGCAGGAUAUAUCUCGGCACACGCCAUCAGAAGUUGUGAUUGUGAUUUGUUCUUUUUAACUCUUUCUUUUCUCUGUGAACCGGGUUCUAGGCUGAACACAGUGAACGAGAGUUCAGUUGCCGUGGUUACCACACGCUCCAGGGAGGUGUACUUCUGGGGCGGAGGCAAGUUCACCCCACAAAAGCUCGACAUGCUGAAGGCUGGCAGCAGUGCCCAGCACGUGUGUGCCGGGGAGACCCACUUCGCCGUCGUUUCGGUUGAGAAGGAAUUAUACACUUGGGCGAGUGUGCAGGGUGGGGCAAAGAUGGUCGGUCAGUUGGGUCAUGGAGACCAGUCUUCUUAUCGGCAACCGCGGCGGGUGGAGCGUUUGCAGGGGAAGGCCAUCCGUCAGGUGUCCUGCGGAGCAGACUUUACCGCCUGUGUCACCGAUGAGGAUCAGCUGUACCUGUUUGGCUCCGACUACUAUGGAUGCAUUGGUGUGGAGAGUGAGCGGGGCAUGGAGGUGCUGGAGCCGGUGCUGUUGGACUUCUUUCAUGAGCGCCCUGUGCGUCAGGUGUCCUGCGGGGACAACCAUGUGGUGGUGCUCACCCACAGCAGGGACAUUUACUCUUGGGGCUGCGGAGAGUAUGGGCGGCUUGGGCUGGAUUGUGAGGAUGACUUCGCCUCCCCAAUGCAAGUGGAGCUGCCUAAAAGUGCAACCAUUGAAACUGUGUGCUGUGGUAGUGAUGGAACAUUCUUCCUCACAGAAUCUGGGAAGGUUUUAGCCUGUGGAAACAAUGAGUUCAACAGGCUGGGUCUCAACCAGGGCAUCACUGGCCUCAAGCACCAGCCUGGGGAGGGUUACCAAGGAGUGCCAUAUACAAUCACACCCACCCUUGUGAAGCAGCUGGCUCGCUUCAAGAUCCACAGUAUUGCUCCUGGGAAGACCCAUACAGCAGCCAUAGAUGAGAGAGGUCGUCUGAUGACUUUUGGCAGCAACAAGUAUGGACAACUUGGGGUGAAGGAUUUUAAGAAGCACCAGGGUGUCCAACUGCUUGUUGGUCCUUUUGGGGGAAAGGGCAUCACCAAGGUUUCCUGUGGAGAUGGGUUUACUGUCGCAGCAACUGAAGACAAUCAGAUAUUUGCUUGGGGGAAUGCUGGCAAUGGGCGGCUUGGGAUGCCUCCAGACCGAGGCUUUGGGUCCGAGGUGUGCCCUGCCCUUCCCCGACCCAUCUUCGGCUCUCUCCAUCAUGUGCCCGACCUGUCCUGCCGUGGGUGGCACACCAUUCUAAUCAUGGAAAAGGUCCUCAAUUCAAAAACCAUCCGGUCCAACAGCAGUGGGGUGUCCAUUGGCAGUGGUGUUAGUCAUGAAUCCACUGCCACGGUGGACCUGGACGCGGUCCAGGGCUCGGCAGACACAGAGCUGCGCGAGGGAACCUUGGGGAGAACGGUGGAGGCUGACAUGGAGGACCGAUACCUGGAGUCCCCCCUGAUGUCCAUAACUAACCAAACAGGGAACAGCUCUUGUCCCUUCUGGCUGCGCAAGGAACUGCAGGAUGCAGAGUUUAUCCCCAUGCCAGCCAGCUCCAGCUCCACGUCUAACCCUUUGGCCCCCGCUUACUCGGAGAGUGCCACCCUCCCUUAUGAUGAGCUCCAGGAGUUGAAGGCUGCAGCUGGUGCAGUAAAAGGCUGCUCGCAGGUAGGCCAGUCGGGUUGCGAGAAGGUCAGUGGUAUGACAGAGAGUGAAGCCUGCGAGCAAAGUGGACAGCAGCAGCAGCCAGGUCUCAGAAUGUCCUGCUGCCAGGCCAGCAGUGACCUUGAAGAGCUUAAAGAAAUCGUUAACAGGCAAGAGGCAAUGAUUCAGUUGUUACAGAAGCAGUUCAGUGACCAGCUGAAGGAGAAUGAAAAAUUAUGGGAAGCCAUUCAGAAUAUGACAGUCAGCUGUCCUGUCGAUGCACAAACAAAUCAGCACUUAAGUCGUCCGUCACGUGAUGAAGAGGAGGGAUGAGCCUAUACAGGAGCCAAACAGUGAGCACAGUUCUGUUCUCCCCUAUUGUGAGGGAUUCUGCACAAUCACUCUCCAGUCAUUUCCCUCUGUGGUUUGGUUGGCAGAGGUUUGAGCAAGAGGUGGGGAAGGAGUGUUGUUUUUCCUCUAAGUUGUGACUGCCGAAAAUGUCAAACGGUGUAAGGUCUGGAAUCUGGUUUUCUUUCCUUUUUUUUCCCCUUGCUGGCCGUACCCUAUUCUCUCAGAAUGUUGUUUCAUUCCAUUAUCAGUAUAUAAGAAUAAUAUUGCUUGUAUUUUUUCUCCAUGACAAUUUUCAUAUUUUGUAGUGCAACACUUUGAAUGCAUCUUCACAAUCACAGCACAGCUGUACUGGCAGGACUCAAGAAUAGAUUGCCUAUUGUUAUUUUGAGGAAAUAAUGAAAAUACUGUUAAAAAACACCUUAAAAGGAAUGCAUUUAAAUUAACUUCACCUUAAUAGGUUUGGCAAGACAUAUAGGUUGAAGAAUUGAUUCUUCACUAGACACAGUUAUAUGUUUCCAUAGAGUAGCAGACAUCUAUGGAAUUGCAGCAGUGUUGUUGAAAGGGUAAAGGAAAAUAAUGCAGUAAGAAUUAUUUGGGCUACUUUGUUACACCUGAAAUUGUGAUUGUGGAAUGUUUUAACUGCCAGUUCAAUUUGAGUCACCAACUAUAUUUAUCGUUCGUUAUGUCAUGAGCAUACAGAAUGACAUGUUACAUGUUAAAAUAGCACUAUGGGUUUGUUUUUCUUCACUCAGAUGUCUAGAAUAUAACAUAAAAGUUGAAGAUAUUGGACAGUGCAGAAAUGACCCUUCGUUCAUGUUGGAAAAUAGAGGAUUUUGAAGCCAUAUUUACACAUAUCGGUCACUUUAUCUACCAAACUGGUAACUGGCUAUACAGUUACUAAAAUAACAUGUAGACAAGAAUAUGCCAGAAUUAAGGAUUAUUGUCCUCAAUACUUUUAAUAUCAGUUAAAAUGUGCCUUAUUGAGAUAUUAACAAAUAAUUGUCUUACUGAAUGUCCAUUAAUGCUCAAGUAGUCCUAUACAUUGAGCAUAUUUACAUUACAUAUGUAUGUCUAGACAACAAGGGGCUGAAAGGUGUGAGGUAACAAUAAGAGUUUUCAAACCUUGUCCAUCCUUUGAUGGUGGAGCUGUUGUCAAGAUUGGUUGUAACCCUAUGGGGGAGAUUUUUUAGCAACAGAUUGCUAAUUUACAACUUCUGUCAUUACAGUGCCAAUAAUGUUAGGCAUAUUUACUGUGCAAUGAGUAGUUGACUCACUUUUUCACAGAACCAACUUAAGAGAGAAAUCUGCAAGCAAAUAUGUGUUUGUUUACUUUUAGUUUACUGUUAUCUGCCUUCCUUUUUUCAGUUUUAUUAUGUAUUUUGUCACAGGCAUGUUUGAAUGCCGGAUUAAGGCCCCGAUCAACUACUGAUGUAAUAGGCAGAUUUGGCCAUGUUAUUUUAUUCUGUCUUGAGUAAAGAUCCUGAAUGUGGUACUUGGGUGAGGUAUUACAAUUUGUCAUUUAAUUUCUCUGUGCUAUACUCUUGACUUGUCAGUUGAUUUAAUUAUGUUAAGACCAUCCAAUGAAUUGUGGUCUUGGAAUCACCCGUUAUCUGUACCCAUUUUAACAGUGAAACCAAAGAAAGUUAUGGGUGUUAAUAAAUACAAACACAUAUACACACA